AUGUCUGAGCCCAGGCGGUCCACGAGGGCGCGCGCUCGUGAAGAGGCAGCUCCAGCGCCCGAAACACCAAAAGAGAAGCCUGCCAAAGGUGCCAAAUCCGCAUCCACGCUCAAGCGCAAACGAUCCAGUGUCGUAAUUGCAGACCCGACGCCGGCAACGGACAGCCCCCAAGCUCCCAAGCAGACACUUCCUCUCCGAAUCACUGAAGGCCAACCGCUACCGACGCUUCCCGAACCACAGCCUCUCGAACUGCCCACAAGCGAAUGGCAGGACAUACAGCAGAGCGGCGUGCUCAGCGCCUCGAUGGAGCGGUCGCGGGCCGUCUGGGUGUCCGGCGUCAACUUCCGAGUCUUCCACAAGUUCUUCAACCAGCCGAAGAAGCCCGCUGAUCGCACUGAGGAGGACAAGGCCAGACAUGCACGACAGAAGAAUCUUUUGAGGGACUUCCCGGAGCUGGGCGUCAUUCCUCAGUCCAAGGACUCGGUCAAUUCGGCCAAGGAGAUCCCGAUACAAGCGCAGCUGGUCAUCGAGCCUCACACAUUCCCCAUCAGACUCUAUGCGCCCAAGGAAUCGAUGAAGCAUGUCCCCAAGAAGCCGUCGCUACCUGCCUCGUAUGGGUCGUGGCCGAAUCACAACCAGCCGCAACAUAGCCAGCCGAACCAAUACACACAGUACAACAGCCAAGGACAGCCUGUCUAUCAACAGAAGCCACCACCACCACGCCCGCCCCCACCGAAGCCUGUACAGAAAGCGCCCCCACCGACGCCUGGGCCAGCCAGCACGCCCGCUCCAGACCCCGUCAUUCACAUGUUGGCGCAACGAGCAGGCGUAGAUCCUGAACUCAAGUCAGUAAUGAAGAUCGUGGCAGCUGGACAGGCAUCAAAAGAACAGCUCGAGUUCUUCCAGUCUCACAUCAAUGAGCUGACAGCUGUGCUGGCGAAGCAGAAAGAAGAAGCAGCGAAAGCAGGCAAAGCUUUACCAGCAUCCACGACGCCCAAAGCCGUUGCCCCGUCUCCCGCCCCGAAAGCUCCCACGACUUACCGACCACUUGUUUUCACAUUCGAGGAGGGUAACAAAGACUAUCUGCAUUUUCCGUCAUACAGCUUCUUGGAGUGGCUACCGAACAUGUCUGGGGCAAAGAUAUCGUUCUUAAUCACGAAGAUGAAGCCGAAGCUGGAACAGGACGUCAGUGUCAAGCCUCCAUCGACACCAGCUCCGAAAGCCAUGGCGCCCCCAACAGGAGCUACACCAAGCGGAACUCCGAACAUGGAAACACCCAACAUGACCUUUGCGCAAACGCCAAACGGCCAGAUGACGCCCUUCCAACCAUCUGUCCCGCCAACACCCACUCCAUUUAUUCCACAGCCUCGCAUAGAAGACUUUGAUGAGAAGAACGACAUUGCUGACAUCGAAUUCUAUCAGCCUGUCACAGUCCUCUUGCUCACAGAUAACAUGGACAUCAAGACUUCGCUAGCGCGCGCCAUACGGCCUCCAGACGUCGUGGAGAAGUACAUGGAUGAGGUGUUUGACAAGUGCAAGCGCGCGAGCGAGACCUAUCUAGCAUUUAGAUUGCCUCGCGAUGGCGACGCAGAGCAACAUGCAGAGAAGAGAGUACGAAGUGGUGACGGCACACCUGUAGUUGCGACGCCGACUAUGGAUCGCCGGUUUAGUUUCACGGCGUCAAACUGGGGCUCGACGCUGAGUGGAGCAGAGAAGAAAAAGGCCGGACGACCUAGGAAGAGUCUUGUCUGA
Parastagonospora nodorum SN15 is the source of this 1752-nucleotide messenger RNA. RefSeq lists its product as hypothetical. Gene Ontology annotation, cellular component: Swr1 complex. Gene Ontology annotation, molecular function: ATP-dependent H2AZ histone chaperone activity. Gene Ontology annotation, biological process: chromatin remodeling. The transcript has 2 exons. Lineage: Eukaryota; Fungi; Ascomycota; Dothideomycetes; Pleosporales; Phaeosphaeriaceae. The record is from RefSeq and is a predicted model, not a curated record. Bases 1 to 1752 code for a protein of 583 amino acids.